UUCCUUCUGGCCCUUGUCAAGGCUUGUCUAACCAGUUGGGUACACCCAACCAGACUUGUACUGACCUAGUACUGACAGUACUGUACUUCAUUUUUUCCCAUUGUUCUCGUCCAUCCUCCUGGCGUCUUCCCUUUCGCGUCUCAAGUCAGCACAAUUCGAAACAGUAGCCAAGCAAGUUCAAUUGUCGACGCCCUUUCGAUACUUGCUACUCUCUCAUCCAGUCUUCUUUAAUCUGUCGAUUGGUUUACUUGACUAGCAGGUUUUGAUUAUUAUAGGGACAUAUUGGGAUUCAACGUCGCGAGACAAUUCACCAUGUCUACCAACGCGACGAGUACGGAUUCCGUACUGGAGACCACUUCAAAUCCGGCCACUGAGCCUACGUCGGUGUCUACACCUACAAGUGUUUCGUCUGACACCUCUACUACCCUACCCGCAACCACUCCUACCACCACUUCCGAUCCCCCAACGACUACAUCCACCACAUCGGAAGCUUCCACUACCACUAGUGUACCUACUACUCCCACCACCACUAGCACCACCAGUGAAGCACAACCCUCGACACCUACCUCGACUUCUACAAGCACCACUGCCCCAGCUACAACACCUACUUCAACCACCAUAACAACACCAUUACCAACCUCUAGUGUUGUGAUCACCACAACACAGGUUAGCACGGGAGUUGAUGGAAGCACUCAGUUUGUUACGGUCACCUCGACCCAGAUGGCAACCAACACAGCCCAGUCAACCACUGCAGCUACCUCUACGGAUUCGAAUGGUGCUAUCAUAACGUCAAAGCCUACCCAGACAGGUACCAUAUCGGAACCCGCUAAAAUCGCUGUAGCUGUUGUCGUUCCCAUAGCCGCCGUGACACUUCUGGUUAUUGGCGGUCUUUUCUGGUGGAGGAAACGCAAGGCACGCAAGGAUGCCGAGGAGGAGAGGAGGAAAGAGGUUGAAGAUUAUAGCUAUAAUCCGAACAACGACCCUACUCUGCCAGACAUGGGAGCUGCUGGCGGCGCUGCAGGAACGUACGAGAUGAAGGAAGACGGAUCUACGGGUUAUCGUGGAUGGGGUUCAACUACUCUCGGUGGUUCAACAGGAAGGAAAGCUUCGACUACAAUGUCUGGCGGUGCAGCAGGUGUGGCUUACUCGGAUGCAACCUCACCUACUAGAGGAAACUUUUCUGACACUAGAUCAGGAGAUGGGUUAAUCAAUGAGGGUUCCCAACCACCCGAGGGCGAGAUUCUGGGAGCCAUGGGUCCAGCCGCCACCGACAACCGCGGCAAUGAAACCGUUCACCGCGGGCCGUCGAAUGCCUCAUCGUCAUAUAGUGCUGCAGGCCGAUCUGAUGGCUCUGGUGACGCUGGAUCCUACGGCGCACCCGCUUACCUCGACCAAUAUGGUGGUAAUAAUCCGUAUGCUGACGGCGCAUAUGACCAACAACGCCCAGGUGAGGCUGGGGGGCAGCCUGUCAUCCGAGAUAACCCAGCCCGCCGCAAUACUCGUAUCGAGAACCCAUCGCACUAUCCUCAGCAAACCGCCGGUAUCUCGCAGAACUUUUAGUCUCACCGACCCUGGGUUCAUUUCCCUGUUUCCGUUCAGAUGAUACCCGAACUUGGACGCGACGUAACUUCGGCCACGCAACGUUUUUCAUGUAUUUUUUUUCUUGGUGCUACGCGUCCUCUUGGAUUUCAAAAAUGGCGCCCGGCGGUUCUUGCAUUAUAGUUUUACUAUCGUUCAUAAGCGUAAUCUUUCAACAAACAAAUUUAGUCGAAACAU
Hypoxylon fragiforme is the source of this 1776-nucleotide messenger RNA. RefSeq lists its product as uncharacterized. Bases 313 to 1560 code for a protein of 415 amino acids. The record is from RefSeq and is a predicted model, not a curated record. The transcript is spliced from 2 exons. Lineage: Eukaryota; Fungi; Ascomycota; Sordariomycetes; Xylariales; Hypoxylaceae.